CACCUCACCAGUAUGGGAAUUAUCUCACAAGAAACCCAUGAGCCAGCAAGGACUUCACAACAAUCCUCGCACUCGAGAUUUGGUCCUGGUUCCCGAGAUUAUAGGAAGAACAGAGGGUAGUGACACUGGGAGAAAAGGAGAGCGGGAGAGAGGGAGAGAGAGAGGCUCUACACUUCAUCCACAGCUGAUGCAGCCUCAGACUUUUGCUCAAAGCUACACACAGACUGGACUAAGGGCUCCUACUCCCUCCAGAAGACCAUGGCCUCAACUGCUUCUUUUAAAGGCACAGGCCUCCUGUUGUUCUUACUACUCGGACUGCAGCCAUCGUCAUUUGUUUCAGGACAAAUCAUAAACUCAAGUUCCUUUUCAACCACCGAUGCUGCAACCACGGUGGCUGCAACAGCAACUGUGAUGUCAACUGAAAUGAGUACUGUCUCUGCAGCAACUAUGAUGGCAGCUCCCACAGCUCAAGAUGCUGCUAAUAAGGCUACCUCUACCUCCAAUUCGUCCAAUAUAGGUUCAAUGACAACAGCCAUGACCUCCACUUCAAGCAGUGUAACCAUUGACAACUCAGGGAAUACAAUGGCGGGUAGUGGAACCACGAGCACGGACAAUACCACUUCAUGGGGCACCAUUGGCAUGACCAUGAUAUCCUGUCGCCAGUUCUCCUGUAACUACUCAGACUGCUACAGUGUGUACAUGAAUAUAACUGCUUUUUCAUGCGGUGCUAAUAUCACCUUCUGUGAGCUGAGGAGACAGGAAAACAUGACUUACACCGGUGGCUGCAUUGCCUCCUGCAGUAAUGCCUGUGUCAACGACACUCAGACCAACUGUACCAUGGGAUGCUGCAACUCCACUGGCUGUCUUAGCUCUACCCUGGCCUCCAUGGAUCUCACAAACACUACAACAGUGACUACAGUGAUGAUGACCACCAACACAACAGAAGCAGCAGCCACCACUACAACUGCUGAACCAACCAAUAAACUUAAGAAGUGCCAGAUGUUUCAGUGCAUGGAGCAGAACUGUUACAAGACUUGGAUAACCGAAGAUCCAAUGCCUUGUCCCCUCAACCAGCCCUACUGUGAGCUGAAAAAGAUGACAACUGGUUCAAUAACAAUGUGGAUGGGAGGCUGCAAUGCCGACUGCACAAGAAACACCUGGUGUACGACCACAGCAGAUACAUGCCACCAAGAGUGCUGCAACACCUCCAUGACCUCCUGCCUCAAGCUGGAUGGUACUCUGAACGUUCCUUCUUCUGCCACUAGAGAUCCUCACUUCCCUUUAGCAUUGGUCACUGCUGCUCUGCUGGCUUGUCUGCUCAGCAUUGGUUCUCUGGUUUAAACAAAUACCUUGACUUGUCCAUUGCAAAAUGGUUUAAAACGGUUUCCCGUUGUGUGACCUAAUGAACACAACUCUGAUGUGUCGACCCACUGAGCCAUUGCUUGAAUAUUAAACAACGGUAGUAGUUAGCACAGCAAAACCUGGUUUCCAUUCCACAUGAAUACUAUACUGGUUGUAGGUCUAGCCUACUCUGUUUUUGUUUGUUUGUUUGUGUAUGAGAUGUAUUGAGAUACUAUAUAUGAGGGCUCAUAUGUGCUUUUGAGAGAUUUAGGUGAUUUAAGUGAUAAUGAUUCCCCUGUGUGAGUCCAAACCAAAUGGGUUUAAAGGGUAUUAUUGAAGAAUAUGAGGAUUAAUAUGGCUGCAGAAAGCUAUUCGAUCAUACCAUCAUACCCAUUUAUAAAUCAGUAAUGCCCAAAACAUAAUACAUGGAAGAUGAUAGCUAUUUACGAUCAAACAUGAUUGACCUAGUAUAUGGUAUGGUAAUUAAUUAUCAGCUUUUUUAUACUUAUUGAGAAUUGUGUAAGAUUAAGUUUACAAUUAUGACAUUUUCAUAAAUGUCCUCAUUUUUUAGGCACACUGUUAUUUUAUUUCACCAGUGGUUUGCAUGAUGACUUGCAUGUUUUCUUUGAUUUUGCACUUGCAAAGACCUAGCCUGGUUUCAGAUCUGGUUGUGCUCUUGCUAACUCAAUUUCUCAUUGACAAACCAAACAUGCCCAGGACAAGGAGUUGGCAUGAUAGCACAAACAGACUGGGACUCAGGCUAAAGACUUUCUCCAAUACAAAAGCAAACACCUGUUCUUUACAGAUAUUGCAUAAUAACUCAGUUAUUACCUAGUCCUAUGUAGCAUAUUGUGAAGGAAAGCUUGACGAUUUAUGCACUUAUUUAUGGGCUAUAGAAGGUGUAAUUCAUACCUGUGAAUGUAGUCAUACACUGUACAACUGUAAUGUGUAUUUUACUCCUUUUAUUAUUUAGCUGUAUUCUUAUUUAUAAUUCACCAUCAUAACAAUGUGGAAAUUGAUUUAUAUGGGUUAUAAAACUGUCAAAGCGUAUAUUUUGGCAGUAGUUUAAUGGAAAGUUGACAUACAACACCUGAUAUGUCAUAUCUAAUAUUUGGAGAAAAGUUACUCGAAUAAAUGUGUCAUGUUGGAUACUUUAUACAUUGUGUAUAUUGUACAAACUGUAACAACUGCUUUUAAAGUCAUAUAAAUAUAAAUUCAAUAAA
Molecule: messenger RNA, 2564 nt
Organism: Coregonus clupeaformis (lake whitefish)
Lineage: Eukaryota; Metazoa; Chordata; Actinopteri; Salmoniformes; Salmonidae
Product: serine-rich adhesin for platelets
Exons: 11
Coding region: 259-1341 (360 amino acids)
Source: RefSeq, a predicted model, not a curated record